Molecule: messenger RNA, 1156 nt
Organism: Melanaphis sacchari
Lineage: Eukaryota; Metazoa; Arthropoda; Insecta; Hemiptera; Aphididae
Exons: 5
Coding region: 1-936 (311 amino acids)
Source: RefSeq, a predicted model, not a curated record
AUGAACGCUGUACGACUAGAGAGUCACAUAAUAUUACCCUCACGGACUGAUCCACGACCCAUACAGAAGCGUAGUGUUCGUAACAACGUAGCACGUACCUAUAUAUAUAAACGGAAAAGUAGAUUUCACUCUGUACCGUAUCUUCGUUUGUACCAAACUGUUCGCGCUCUGGGUACAGACCAAAUGUAUUGGAACGCAGUGCUUCUAAUGGCCUGGUCUUUGGCCACGGUCACCGCCAUCUUGGAUUCGACUAGGAGUCAACAUUAUUGGGAAGACGCGAAACCCGAAGAAGUUCCUCGCUAUCAAAAUGACAACAUGCUGAAAACCUAUGUGUUCAGAGGAGGAAAUAAGCAAUUCGUCACUUCUGUAUUUCCAGAAAUGGAUGCCAGAGGAUUUCAUGAAUAUGUUUUUGAUGGACUACAGCCGGAUUUUCAGUGGCCGUCAAUUAAGUUUAAAAGGAACUAUUAUCCGCAAGGAAUUACGUCUCGAGGGUUCAGUGAUGAUAUUUUUCACCAAAGCUUUGGAAUGUUCGAGCCUUUAAAAAGAUCGGUGUCGAGAACGUCGCCGUCGGUGGCCAACCUGUUGCGGCGCCUGUACCCGAGCUCCGGCGAUGGUGGCGGCGGCGGCAUCAGACUGCGCCAACCGGAGCACACGCCGAUCUCGGUGGCGGCCAAGCGCCGGCCCGAGAUGGACGCCAACGGAUUCCACGGCGAUUCGUUCACCGGCGGUUUCGACCGGUUCGACACGAUGAAGCGCAGGCCCGAGAUGGACGAGACCGGUUUCGAGGGUGACUCGUUCACUGGUUUUGGCGGGUUCGAGACCAUGAAACGGGAGGACAGAGGCGGCGGCGGGGACUACAAGAAUGCACCGCACUCGGCGACCCGGCCCAAGUCGACCACCCACGCCGGACGGUUGUUCGGCGUGCGACAGGAGUAACGGCGGCAGCGGCAGCGAGCAGCACACCACCACCACCAUUCCACCGCCGUCUCACUAUAUAUCACCCGUGUCACCCGCGUCGGGAGUGAUCUCUCUCUCUCUCCCGUCGUCGUUGCAGUCGCCAUCGCCCCCGCCGUCGUCGACGUUUUUUAAUAUUAUAAUAUGAUAUAAUAAUAAUAAAACAAAACAAAAAAAAAAAAAUUACGAAAAUAUAAUAUAU